AUGGGUCCCAUCAAGCAGAAAGUCCACAUUAACUGUGAUUUGGGAGAAGGAUAUGGCAACUUCAAAUGUGGCCCUGACGAUGAGUUGAUACCCAUGAUCGAUCAUGCCAACGUGGCGUGCGGUUUCCAUGCCGGGGACCCUCUGAUCAUGUACGAUCCUGUUUGCGAUAUUUAUAGAAGCCUCAUGCUGAAAACAAUGACCCUAGGCAAGAGACCGUCCGGACAUGCAAGGAAAGGGGCAUAG
Saxophila tyrrhenica is the source of this 243-nucleotide messenger RNA. RefSeq lists its product as uncharacterized. Gene Ontology annotation, biological process: carbohydrate metabolic process. The coding region runs from base 1 to 243 and encodes 80 amino acids. The record is from RefSeq and is a predicted model, not a curated record. The transcript has 2 exons. Lineage: Eukaryota; Fungi; Ascomycota; Dothideomycetes; Mycosphaerellales; Extremaceae.